Messenger RNA from Paramecium tetraurelia, 1363 nucleotides. RefSeq lists its product as uncharacterized. NCBI's taxonomy places the organism in Eukaryota, Ciliophora, Oligohymenophorea, Peniculida, Parameciidae. The record is from RefSeq and is a predicted model, not a curated record. Gene Ontology annotation, molecular function: ATP hydrolysis activity; proteasome-activating activity; ATP binding. Gene Ontology annotation, cellular component: proteasome regulatory particle, base subcomplex. Gene Ontology annotation, biological process: proteasome-mediated ubiquitin-dependent protein catabolic process. The transcript is spliced from 5 exons.
AUGAUGAUGAUAUAUUUGGGUGGAAAAUAUUAAAUAUAUAUUUCAGAUAAGGAUUAAUUUAAAUAUUUUGUAAUGGCAGAGGAAAAGGAUACAAAAACAGUCCCCCUUGAUGAGAAUGAUAUCAACUUAUUGAAGAAAUACGGUAUGGGUCCAUAUGCUGAGAAAAUAAAGUAAUUGGAGGAGGAAAACAAGGCUUCGGUUGCCACAAUAAACAAGAUGGUCGGAAUCAAAGAGAGUGACACAGGGUUGAGCAUCCCAAGCACAUGGGAUUUGGUGGCUGAUCAAAAACUUGCUUCAGAACAUCCAUUGACAGUGGCUAGAUGCACCAAGAUAUUCAAAUCAUCUCUUCAACAAAAGGAUCUUUAUAUGAUCACUAUCAAGCAUAUUGCUAAGUAUGUGGUAGGUUUGGGAGAGAAAGUGGCCCCAACAGACAUAGAGGAAGGAAUGAGAGUCGGAGUUGAAAGAUAGAAAUAUGCAAUUUAAUUGCCAUUGCCACCCAAGAUUGAUCCCUCUGUCACUAUGAUGACUGUGGAGGAUAAGCCCGAUGUUACAUACAAUGACAUUGGAGGAUGCAAAGAAUAGUUAAAGAAAUUAAGGGAAGUAGUCGAAAUGCCUUUAUUGAAUCCAGAAAAAUUUAUCACUUUGGGUAUUGAUCCUCCAAAAGGUGUACUGAUGUAUGGACCACCAGGAACAGGCAAAACAUUGACAGCAAGAGCAGUGGCCAAUAGAACUGAAGCAUGUUUCAUUCGUGUUAUUGGAUCAGAGUUAGUUUAGAAAUACGUAGGAGAAGGAGCAAGAAUGGUUAGAGAGUUGUUUUAAAUGGCAAGGACUAAGAAGGCAUGCAUCAUAUUCUUUGAUGAAAUCGAUGCCAUUGGAGGAGCUAGACAUGAUGAUGGAAAUGAUAAUGAUGUUUAAAGAACAAUGCUUGAAAUAGUUAAUUAAUUGGAUGGAUUCGAUUCUAGAGGCAAUAUCAAAGUGUUGAUGGCUACAAAUAGACCAGACACAUUGGAUCCAGCACUUUUGAGACCUGGAAGAUUGGAUAGAAAAGUGGAAUUCGCUUUGCCAGAUCUAGAAGGAAGAGCAGGCAUAUUUAAAAUUCAUGCCAGAACAAUGAGUAUGGAAAAAAACAUUAGGUACGAAUUAUUGGCAAGAUUGUGUCCUAAUACAACUGGUGCUGAUAUCAGAAGUGUUUGCACAGAGGCAGGCAUGUUUGCAAUUAGAGCUAGAAGAAAGGCUAUUAGUGAAAAGGAUUUAUUAGAAGCUAUUGAAAAGGUCAUUAAGGGAUAUCAGAAGUUCUCAGCAACUCAAAAAUAUAUGGUUUAUAAUUGAUUAUUAUAUACAUAAAUAAAAGCAUAUUGUUAUA